Messenger RNA from Lepus europaeus (European hare), 3949 nucleotides. It is a transcript of the gene TTI1, whose product is annotated as TELO2 interacting protein 1. The transcript has 8 exons. Gene Ontology annotation, cellular component: cytoplasm. Gene Ontology annotation, biological process: chromatin remodeling. Lineage: Eukaryota; Metazoa; Chordata; Mammalia; Lagomorpha; Leporidae. Bases 87 to 3464 code for a protein of 1125 amino acids. The record is from RefSeq and is a predicted model, not a curated record.
CGGGGCGGAGGAGGCGGGAGUGUCAGGGAAAGGCUGGAAGACGAGCCUGUAGGAUGUUUCCUCGGUGAGGGGAAAGCUAUUGCACGAUGGCAGUUUUCGAUACUCCCGAGGAGGCCUUUGGCGCCUUGCGUCCGGUCUGUGUUCAGCUCACAAAGGCCCAGACGGUGGAGAAUGUGGAACACCUGCAGACCCGGUUACAGAGCGUGAGCGACUCUGCCCUUCAGGAACUUCAGCAGUACGUGCUCUUCCCGUUGCGAUUCACUCUCAAGACUCCCGGUCCCAAGAGAGAGCGCCUGAUCCAAAGCGUGGUGGAAUGCCUCACGUUCAUCCUGUCUUCCACGUGUGUCAGAGAGCAAGAGCUUCUGCAGGAACUUUUUUCAGAACUCUCUGCUUGUCUGUAUUCGCCCAGCUCCCAGAAACCCGCAGCUGUGUCAGAAGAGCUGAAAUUGGCUGUGAUCCAGGGACUCAGCACAUUAAUGCACUCGGCUUAUGGGGACAUCAUUCUGACUUUUUAUGAGCCCUCCAUUCUGCCUCGUUUAGGAUUUGCUGUAUCUUUACUGUUAGGCCUAGCAGAACAGGAGAAAUCUAAGCAAGUUAAAAUUGCUGCCUUGAACUGUUUGCAGGUUCUGCUCUUUCAGUGUGAGUGUCAAGACCAUCCAAGGUCCUUGGAUGAGCUUGAGCAAAAGCAGCUGGGAGAUUUGUUUGCUUCUUUUUUACCUGGAAUCUCAACUGCAAUGACAAGGGUUAUCACGGGAGACUUUAAACAAGGUCACAGCAUCGUCGUGUCUUCUCUGAAGAUCUUUUAUAAGACAGUGGGCUUCAUUAUGGCCGAUGAGCAGCUCAGAGCAAUCCCAAAGGUCCAAGCAAAACCUGCAGUGCAGCACAGAGUUGCAGAGCUGAUGGUUCACAGGGAAGCAGAUUGGGUAAAAAGUACUGGUGAGAAAUUGACUAUCCUUAUUAAAAAGAUUAUCGAGUGUGUUUCAGCUCACCCACACUGGAAGGUGAGACUGGAACUGGCAGAACUGGUGGAGGCCCUUCUUUUGAAGUGCAGUCAGUCCCUGGUUGAAUCUGCUGGUCCCCUUCUGAAGGCAUUAGUGGGCCUAGCAAAUGAUGAGAGCCCUGAGGUCCAAGCCCAGUGCAAUAAAGUUCUGAGAUGUUUCGCAGAACGGAAGGUGGUGAUGGGCAACAGAGCCUUUGCUGACAUCUUGUCAGAAAGCUUGCAUUCCCUGGCCACGUCUCUUCCACGCCUAAUGAACUCCCAGGAUGAUCAGGGCAAAUUCUCUACUCUUUCCUUGUUCCUCGGUUACCUGAAACUCUUGGGCCCAAAAGUAAACUUUGUCCUCAAUUCUGGGGCCCACCUUCAGCGCCUUUCCAAAGCACUCAUCCAAGUUCUAGAACUGGAUGUGACUGACAUCAAAAUCGUGGAAGAGCGCCGCUGGCACCCUGAUGAUCUGAGUGCCUCUCCAAAGACCUCAGCCACCCGGCCGUGGAACCAAAUCCAGAGGAGGUAUUUCCGCUUCUUCACCGAUGAGAGGGUUUUCCUGCUCUUGCGGCAGGUUUGUCAGCUUCUUGGUUACUAUGGGAACCUUUAUUUGCUUGUGGAUCACUUUAUGGAACUGUACCACGAGUCUGUGGUUUACCGAAAGCAAGCUGCCAUGAUCCUUAAUGAACUGGUUGCCGGGGCUGCUGGGCUGGAGGGGGAGGACCUUCAUGAGGAACGUGUUGAAACAAGCGCAGAGGAAUUGAGAGAGAUUGUGCAAUCUAUACUUGAAGAAUACACGAGCCAAGAAAACUGGUAUUUGGUUACCUGUAUUGACGCUGAGGAAAUGGAAGAGGAGCGAAUGCUGAAGGAGUCAGGCCUCCAAGCCAUCACAUCGGGUGCACACGCUUGCCAGGUGCCAUCUUUUCCAGCCUUCUCAAAGCCAAGUCCCACUGUUUGCUCCAUGAACAGCAACAUCUGGCAGAUCUGCAUCCAGCUGGAAGGGAUUGGCCAGUUUGCACGUGCGCUGGGGAAAGACUUCCGCUUGCUCUUGAUGUCAGCCCUUUAUCCAGUCCUGGAGAAGGCCGGAGACCAAACCCUGCUCAUCAGUCAGGCGGCCACCAGCACCAUGGUGGAAAUUGGCCAGGCUUGUGGCUACGACUCCCUGCGGCACCUAAUCAAUCAAAAUUCAGACUAUCUGGUGAACGGAAUCUCUUUGAAUCUGCGUCACCUGGCUCUGCACCCUCACACCACAAAGGUCUUGGAAGUCAUGCUGCGGAACUCAGAUGCUAGCCUGCUGCCUUUAGUGGCAGAUGUGGUUCAAGACGUCUUGUCCACCCUGGACCAAUUUUAUGAUAAGAGAGCCGCUUCCUUUGUCAGUGUUCUGCACGCCCUGCUGGCAGCAUUAGCCCAGUGGUUCCCAGACACAGGUAAUCCUGGGCAAUCACAAGAGCGAAGUUCAGGGGCGGAGGAAAGAGGUCAUCUGCACACAACGCCGGCUGUUGUUGAGAACAGCGCCACAGCCGAAGACAUUGAACGGUUUUUGCUGGACUACCUCAGAGAGAAGGAUGUGGCAGAUGGAAAUGUCUCGGAUCUUGAUAAUGACGAAGAGGAUCAGUCAGCCCCUCCCAAAGUGGAUGAGAAUGACACCCGUCCAGAUGUGGAGCCACCCCUGCCAGUGCAGAUCCAAAUAGCCACGGAUGUGAUGGAGCGCUGCAUACAUUUGUUGUCAGAUAAAAACCUGAAAAUCCGCUUGAAGGUCCUGGAUGUUCUGGAUUUGUGUGUGCUCGUUCUGCAGUCCCACAAGAACCAGCUCCUUCCCUUAGCUCAUCGAACGUGGCCCUCGCUCGUGCACCGGCUCACAAACGAUGACCCGCUGGCAGUGCUCAGAGCCUUCAAGGUUUUGCGUACCCUGGGAGGCAGCUGUGGCGAUUUUCUGCGGAGCCGAUUCAGCAAAGAUGUCCUGCCAAAACUGGCUGGCUCCUUAGUCACCCAGGCUCCCGUCAGUGCCAGGGCUGGACCAGUUUACUCACAUACACUGGCCUUCAAGUUGCAACUGGCCGUCUUGCAGGGCCUGGGCCCCCUCUGUGAGAGACUGGACCUGGGUGAGGGUGACCUGAAUAAAGUGGCUGAUGCCUGCUUGAUUUACCUCAGCGCCAAACAGCCCAUGAAAUUACAAGAGGCUGCCAGGAGCGUCUUCCUCCACUUGAUGAAGGUAGACCCGGACUCCACCUGGUUCCUCCUCAAUGAGCUCUACUGCCCCGUGCAACUCACACCUCCCCACUGCAGCCUCCACCCCGUGCAGCUGCGGGGGGCCACCGGGCAGCCAAACGCCUACACAGCCAAUGUGCUCCACCUGCUGCAGGAGCUGCCGGGCCCCCUCCUCCCCUGCUACUGCGGCUGGGCCGGCCCCGCCCUGGCUGAAGGCAGUGGCAGCUGCAGGGAAGGCUGCAAAGGUGGAGUAGACAACCGGUCGAUGUUAUAAAUUGAUCGAUCACACAAGUGCUUAGAAAUUGGAUUGAAAGAAAGUAGCUGACUGUUAUUUAUAUUUCAUACCUAGUGUUUUCAAGUGACAUUGUCUGGAGGCUCUAAGGGUUUAACUCCUUCACCUGCCAUCUGCACGGCCCUCGCUGCCUCUGAGCCCACCCACGCACACGUGCACCCACGCACACACACAGCCACACCCCUGAGCGCUGGAGGACGUGGGAGGCAGAGUUCUGAUCUGUGCCCCAGCAUUGUCCUCCGAGACCCUGAGGUGGGUCAGACGUGAAAGAAGCCUGAGAACACAGCCCUCCAUCACACACACACACACAGAUCAACCCCUCGGUCCGCGCCGCUCCUCUCCUCAAAUAAUGAGAUGGAGCGAGUUUGUUGUACCUAACCUGUUCUUUGGGAGAAAAUGGAGUAAGGGCACUUCUUGGAUGAAAAGUAUGAUCAAGAGCUCACUUUAAACUUUCUUAUUUAAAUUGG